Molecule: messenger RNA, 1078 nt
Organism: Engraulis encrasicolus (European anchovy)
Lineage: Eukaryota; Metazoa; Chordata; Actinopteri; Clupeiformes; Engraulidae
Product: interferon-induced protein 44-like
Exons: 6
Coding region: 1-867 (288 amino acids)
Biological process (GO): immune response
Source: RefSeq, a predicted model, not a curated record
AUGUGCUGUGCCGGAAGGAGGGAACUCUUCUGCCAGUUAAUGGUGAAUCCCAAACUGUGCAGAAACAAGAAAAAAAUUAUAGAGGAGUUAAAACAUUUUGACAUUGCUCACCCCGAGGUUCAACAAUUGCGUAUUCUUGUGCAUGGCCCAGUUGGUGCAGGAAAGUCCAGUUUCAUCAGCUCCAUUGCAAGUGUCUUUAGGGGUCGCAUGGUUCAAGCAGCUCUGGUUGAUGCUGGCUCUGGCACAAGCUUCACCACGAAGUUCAAAUCAGUAAAGUUCAAAGAUAAAGAAAGGAACGUCCUGCCUUUUGUCAUCAGUGACAUCAUGGGACUGGAGGAUGCAGAAGUGGCUGGGGCUCCUACUGAUGACCUUGUGAUGGCUCUGGAGGGUCAUCUCAAAGAUGGCUACCUUUUUAACCCUGCAGGCUCUGUGCAAAAAGAAGACCAGUUCUACAACAGUUGCCCGACCCUGAACGAUACAGUUCACUGUCUGGUCAGUGUUCUGCCUGGAGACAAAAUUGGCAUGAUGAAUGAUGAUCAGGUUCAUACUGUCAUCCAAAAACUCCGGGAAAUCAGACUGAAAGCCUCUGCGUUGACAAUCCCUCAAGUUAUUGUGAUGACAAUGGCUGAUAAAGCCUGUCCUGAAGUAAACAAAGACCUGAGGAUGAUCUACAGGAGCAAGAAGAUCAAAGAAAAGAUGCUGGAGUGCCAGAACAAGCUGGGUGUUACCACAAACUACAUUUACCCAGUGAAGAACUACCAUGAGGAAACUGAGCUGCGUGAUGACGUUGAUAUUCUACUUCUCUCCGCUCUCAAAGGCAUUCUCAACUUUGCCAACGACCAUGUGGAAGAAAAACUGGAUGACUGAAGCUAUUACUGUAACAGAACAGACUGUGUGUAAACUUUAGCCUGCAUUAACAGCACAUACGUAUGCAGCACAGAAAAAGGCAAAUGCAAAACAUUUUUAUUGAGUUUUUGAUGUAGGCUAGAUUCAUCUUCACAAUAAGUAACAUGGUUACUGUCAGGUUAAAUAAUCCCAUCAAUGAAUACUGUGAUGAUUGAUCUAAAUAAGGGGUUCA